Helianthus annuus (common sunflower) is the source of this 426-nucleotide messenger RNA. Its product is annotated as cysteine proteinase inhibitor A-like. Gene Ontology annotation, molecular function: cysteine-type endopeptidase inhibitor activity. Bases 131 to 409 code for a protein of 92 amino acids. NCBI's taxonomy places the organism in Eukaryota, Viridiplantae, Streptophyta, Magnoliopsida, Asterales, Asteraceae. The transcript is spliced from 2 exons. The record is from RefSeq and is a predicted model, not a curated record.
CUCAAACCACCCGUUGAUUCAGGUCUUGCUUCUGGCCACUGGUAAACAUCUCCUUGGCUCACGCUCUUUUAUCGAUACCUUGUACCUCGUUAAGAUGUUGAAGUCGUAGGUUUUUCCAUGCAAAACAAAAAUGGCGGUUGUUGGAGGAAUUUCCGAAUGUAAGGGCAAUAAUAACGGUGUCGAUUUCGAUGACCUUGCUAAAUUCUCUAUUGCGGAACACAACAAGAAGGAGAAUGCAGCUCUAGAGUUUGUGAAAGUAAUAGAAACAAAGGAGCAGGUGGUACAAGGUACCAUGUAUUAUAUCAAAUUGGAAGCAAAUGAUGGUGGUGAGAAGAAAACUUAUCAAGCCAAGGUGUGGGUUAAGCCAUGGGAGAAUUUCAAGGAAUUGCAGGAACUCAAACUUGUUUGAUGCUGCCACCUCACCUC